Gymnodraco acuticeps is the source of this 672-nucleotide messenger RNA. RefSeq names its product metabotropic glutamate receptor 8-like. Gene Ontology annotation, cellular component: membrane. NCBI's taxonomy places the organism in Eukaryota, Metazoa, Chordata, Actinopteri, Perciformes, Bathydraconidae. The annotation marks the transcript as partial. The transcript is spliced from 4 exons. The record is from RefSeq and is a predicted model, not a curated record. Gene Ontology annotation, molecular function: group III metabotropic glutamate receptor activity. Gene Ontology annotation, biological process: G protein-coupled glutamate receptor signaling pathway; regulation of synaptic transmission, glutamatergic.
GUGGGGUUUGCAUCGCUCAGUCUCUAAAGAUUCCUCGAGAGCCGAGACCCGGCGAGUUCGACAAGAUCAUCCUGCGUCUGAUCGAGACGCCCAACGCUCGCGCCGUCAUCAUGUUCGCCAACGAGGACGACAUCCGGCGAAUCCUGGAUGCGGCGAAACGUAACAACCUGACGGGUCACUUCCUGUGGGUGGGGUCUGACAGCUGGGGGUCUAAGAUCUCUCCCGUGGUGCAGCAGGAGCGAGUGGCCGAGGGCGCGGUCACCAUCCUCCCCAAGAGGGUGUCUGUGGACGCGUUUGAUCGGUACUUCAAGAGCCGCUCGCUGUCCAACAACCGCAGGAAUGUCUGGUUCGCCGAGUUCUGGGAGGAGAACUUUGUCUGCAAACUUGGACAACAUGGCAAGAGACCCGGGAGUCCCAAGAAGUGCACAGCGCUGGAGAAGGUGGGCCGUGACUCCACCUACGAGCAGGAGGGGAAGGUGCAGUUUGUGAUGGACGCCGUGUACGCCAUGGCCCACGCUCUGCACCACAUGCACCGAGAGCUCUGCUCCGGAUUCCCCGGCCUCUGCCCGCGCAUGGCCAACAUCGACGGAAAGGAGCUGCUGGCACACGUCCGCGCCGUCGCCUUCAACGGUAAGAACUGCUGCUGCUGCUUUAACUCUACAGACGUCUUAU